AUGGCUGUUUCUUUCCCGACUUCCAUCUUGUAUGAGAGCGGGUGCACUUCUUUGAUUGUUUUUUCUGUAGCCUGGUCCAAGAAACACCCUAAUUCAAUGUUCCAUCAAAAGGAAUCGUGGUACUCAGACAUAUCUCCUUUACCUCAAUUUGCUUCUAAUGAUGCUGGGAAGUUCCUUCUUUCUGCUCAAAGAUUUAGAUGCACAGCAUAUACAGAUGAUGCAUCAAAAGAUAGCACAUUCUAUGUUGGAAAGUUGAGAUCUAAUUUUUUGCGGACCAAGUUCACAUGUACAGCCCCAAAAUGCUGGUGCUAA
Fraxinus pennsylvanica is the source of this 312-nucleotide messenger RNA. NCBI's taxonomy places the organism in Eukaryota, Viridiplantae, Streptophyta, Magnoliopsida, Lamiales, Oleaceae. The record is from the annotation of a GenBank genome assembly.